This is a messenger RNA of Corythoichthys intestinalis (scribbled pipefish), 3961 nucleotides long. RefSeq names its product speckle type BTB/POZ protein (gene spop). The transcript is spliced from 10 exons. Gene Ontology annotation, molecular function: ubiquitin protein ligase binding. Gene Ontology annotation, biological process: proteasome-mediated ubiquitin-dependent protein catabolic process; regulation of proteolysis. Lineage: Eukaryota; Metazoa; Chordata; Actinopteri; Syngnathiformes; Syngnathidae. Bases 343 to 1467 code for a protein of 374 amino acids. The record is from RefSeq and is a predicted model, not a curated record. Gene Ontology annotation, cellular component: cytoplasm; nucleus.
UCCAUAGAUUUAUUCUACAAUACGCCCCUUCUACCUGAUACCACCUAGAGUGUAAAACAAACAUUUAUUAAACUAUUAUUCGCGAUUAAGCAUCUUUAAGAUCAUAAAAUAACCGCAGGACUAACGAGCACGGUGCUCGCAGUGACGUCACACGCUUCAGGUCUGCCACUUAAUAGCUAACAACAACACGAGAGCCCGGAAAGCUAGCGACCUCAAAUAAGAGGGGGCAACCCGCGUCCUUCUGGCGGGUUCUGCUGCAGAUGGACGUUUGGAGCGAGCGCUGACGAGUGGACAAAACGCUUCCUCCUCCGCUUGCGACCAACAUUUUGCGUCACACUGGCGAUGUCAAGAGUCCCGAGCCCCCCUCCCCCGGCGGAAAUGUCCAGCGGGCCUGUGGCUGAGAGCUGGUGCUACACGCAGAUCAAAGUCGUAAAGUUUUCGUACAUGUGGACCAUCAACAACUUCAGCUUCUGUCGCGAGGAGAUGGGCGAGGUCAUCAAGAGCUCCACCUUUUCCUCAGGCGCUAACGACAAGCUCAAGUGGUGUUUGCGAGUCAAUCCCAAAGGCCUGGACGAGGAGAGCAAAGACUACCUGUCGCUCUACCUGCUGCUGGUCAGCUGUCCCAAGGCCGAGGUCCGAGCCAAGUUCAAGUUCUCCAUUCUCAACGCUAAGGGGGAGGAGACCAAAGCCAUGGAAAGCCAGCGGGCCUAUCGCUUCGUGCAGGGUAAAGACUGGGGAUUUAAAAAAUUCAUCCGGAGAGACUUCCUCCUCGAUGAAGCCAACGGUCUUCUGCCCGACGACAAGCUCACGCUCUUUUGCGAGGUGAGCGUGGUGCAAGACUCUGUUAACAUUUCGGGCCAGAACACCAUGAACAUGGUGAAGGUCCCUGACUGCCGACUGGCCGAUGAGCUGGGCGGCUUGUGGGAGAACUCACGCUUCACUGACUGUUCUUUGUGUGUGGCCGGACAGGAGUUUCAGGCCCACAAAGCCAUCCUGGCAGCUCGCUCUCCUGUUUUCAGCGCCAUGUUUGAACAUGAGAUGGAAGAGAGUAAAAAGAAUCGUGUGGAAAUCAACGACGUGGAGCCUGAAGUCUUCAAAGAAAUGAUGUGCUUCAUCUACACCGACAAGGCCCCCAACCUGGACAAGAUGGCUGACGACCUGCUCGCCGCCGCUGACAAGUACGCUUUGGAGAGACUGAAGGUGAUGUGUGAGGACGCGCUGUGCACCAGCCUGUCGGUGGAGAACGCCGCCGAGAUCCUCAUCCUGGCCGACCUCCACAGCGCCGACCAGCUCAAAACGCAGGCCGUCGACUUCAUCAACUACCACGCGGCCGAAGUGAUGGAGACAUCCGGCUGGAAGUCCAUGGUGGACUCCCACCCUCACCUGGUGGCCGAGGCGUACCGCUCGCUAGCGUCGGCCCAGUGCCCCUUCCUGGGACCGCCUCGUAAGCGUCUCAAACAAUCUUAAAGGGGCCCCGCAGCUUUCAACGUCAGCACACAAACGUCACCACAAAACGGAGACCCUUUGUCCCCCCUUUUUGCUGUUACUACACCACCUACAGCCUCCGCCUUGCGCUCCCAAUCCAGAACCUGCUGUAUUUUAGUCCCAAGAUGGAGGCAAGAGGGGGAGGAGAGGCAUGUGGUAAGUGAAUAUUUGUCGUUUACAGAAAAACAAACCUGCACUUUCCUCCACGGCUCUCGAGGUGGGAUGUUGCGCUUUUUUUUUUUCUUUUUUUUUUUCUUCCCCUUCCCCCACAUAUGUGAAGACGUCCUUCACGCACUUGAACAUUUGCUGUUUUUUCAGUAAGCCAUCAAGGACACCCCGACGAAAGGGCUAGUCAAACAGAUACAAAAGAAAAUCGGGUUUUCUCAAAGAAAUUUGGGAGCGAUUGCACUAAAUAAAGACCACACAAAAUCCCCGAUGAAUCAAGAGUUACCAGCAGUCAAGUGGAACUACCGUAGGCAAGCACACGGACAAGUAGACCCUUUAAACAAACUUCAUUUUUAUGAUGAUUUCUGAAAAACAACAAUAUUGACAGUGAUAGAGUUGCUCUCUAAAAACAAGUCUCAUUGAACACCUCGGCAACCUUUGCGCUGUUCUAACAGCUGUAACGCCUUGGAUGCCAUUGACGGCGAUAGACGUCCAAUCCGUUUGAAAUGGGAGGGUUAGCAGCGAAUGAACAUUUGUUUUGAGUUUCCCGUCUACUUGUGACACUCGUUGAAAUUCACAGUCGAAGACGUCCAUCAUUGUCAAUGGAACUGAAAGAGUUCGUUAUUUUAUGAAAGAACUCAUUGAAUGCCAUUGAUGGUGAUUGAUGAAUCGGAUUGGCGUGAUUUUUUUCCCCUUCCAUUUAAGACUACAGAAAUUUAAAAAAUAUAUAUAGAGGGAGAUUAAAUAGAUUUUUUUUACUACCCCCCUUUUGCAAGUGACUAUUUUUGUCAUUUGAAAAACUUGUUUUCAAUUUUUGUAUAAUUAAUAAUGAUUCUUUCAUUGUUAUUAUUAUUAUUAUUAUAAUUAGAAUAGUUAUUUUGGUUAUGAUUGCUUUAAAUGCUAUUUUUAUAUAUUUAUAAAUACAUUUAUAGAUAAAAUUAUUAAUAUUUAAUAAUUAAUAAAACAAAAAUAAAAUAGGAACUUUUUCAAUGAUAUGAGUGCCCUAUAUUGGAAUAAAAAAAUUUUGAAAAUAAAAUUAAAAAAAUAUUUAUUCUUCACAAAAUAAAAUGUAUAAAAGAAGUUUUAGUUUUUUUAAAAUUCAUAUUUAAUUUGUACAUAUGUGAAAAAAAUAUUUUGUGUUUUUUAACUUUUUUUCCCAGUAAAACAAUAUGCAAAACAAAGAAAAAAGAGCAAACAUUUAUUGCUUCCAGUCCAAAUGGAUUUGAUGUCUAUCCCCAUCAAUGGCUCCAAACAUGAAUAUUAAUUCCUAGUUCAUAUUCCGUUAUAUCCAGUUUUACAAGGUGACAUACACUGUGCAGAAACACACGAUUCUUUUUUUGGCUUAUUGUCUGAAGUCAAGUCAGACUAAACCUCUCCUGAACAAAAGCUAAAGACCUUGAGAACAUGCUGGAUGAAGCUAAUAAGAAAUCACUAGCCGCAAUGAAGCCAUUAUACCUAAAGAAACAUAAAAAUGCCAGAUAACAGUUUGAAAAAAAGACUAAUGUGGAGAUGUUAGGCCAUAAUGACCAUUGUUGUAAAAACGGGGGAGGCUUCUAGAACUUAGAAUACCAUACUGUACCUACUAUGAAGGUUGUGGGGUUGAUUUGCUACAGCAGGAACUGGAGCGCUUCAUAAAACAGAAGAAAAGAACAUGCAGAUAUUGAGUCAGCAUCUCAAAGGAAGCCAAAACUUGUUCGCAAAUGAGUCUACCAAAUGGACAGUGACCCUAAUCAUGCUGCUAAAAUUGUUAAAAAGUGACUCAUUAUUGUGGCAUUAAAAAAAAAAGUUUAAUAAUCCCGACUGAUCUGAAGCAGGAGAGUUUUAGUCUGAUUUGACUUAAAUGAAAGUUUUUUUUACAGUGUAUGUGAACGUUUUUCAACUGUAGAUUAAACAUCUAUCGCUGUCAAUAGCAGUGAACAAGUUAACACCAUACAAUCACACAUUUUGCCGCAAACUCAGUUCAAAUUUCUUUUCUCUACUGACGUGACAGCUUUUGUGGGCCGUUAAAAAUGAAAUGAACACGUUUUAAUGUUCAAACGAGACCAGAAUGUGAAAGCAGAAGACAAAAAAAAACCCCAAAACGUUUGUUUUAAUCUUUGCCGGUGAGGGAAAAAGUGCUCAAUGAGUGGAGAAGGAAGCCGAGUUGUUUCUUUCCUGUAGAUAUAUAUUGUUGCUUUAGGACAAGUGACACUUAGUUGUUGCCAUUUUUUGUUCCCGAAAGAAUAAACCACAACUAUUUUGUAUUGAAAGCAAAUCUCGACUGCUUUUUUUUCCCUUCCUCCCAGAAGACUACAAAUAGAAGUUUUUCAUG